Messenger RNA from Oreochromis aureus, 2352 nucleotides. RefSeq names its product trehalase (brush-border membrane glycoprotein) (gene treh). The record is from RefSeq and is a predicted model, not a curated record. Gene Ontology annotation, biological process: trehalose catabolic process. Gene Ontology annotation, molecular function: alpha,alpha-trehalase activity. Lineage: Eukaryota; Metazoa; Chordata; Actinopteri; Cichliformes; Cichlidae. The transcript has 15 exons. The coding region runs from base 101 to 1819 and encodes 572 amino acids.
UGUCUUUAUAUAAACUUUGACCUGGAGGCAUUUCUCUUAUGACAGUACUCUUAUAGCACUCUUGCUUGUACUUUGGCGUCACUUGACUUUACAGCUCAACAUGUGCAACUUCAAAGCGUUUUGCUUCUUGUCUUUGGGUCUCUUCGCUAGUGUAAAGGGAGCUGUUCCUCCACCGUGUGACAGUGAAAUAUACUGCACCGGGUCCAUCUUGCACCAGGUCCAAGAAGCGAAACUCUUUGGCGAUGAUAAGCAUUUUGUUGACAUGAAGCUGAGGUCGGCUCCUGAUGAUGUUUUGUCGGCCUUUCGCAACCUUUCAAGCAAAUUUCCAAAUACAUCCAUCCCGCCUGUGAAACUGCAGGAGUUUCUCAAUACAAGCUUUGAUCAACCAGGGACUGAGUUUGAAUCAUGGACUCCGCCAGACUGGCAUGAGAAGCCAAACUUCCUGAGUGGGAUAGCAGAUGAUAAACUACGCGAGUGGGCAGAAAAGAUCCACGGUCUGUGGAAGUCUCUUGGCAGAAAGAUCCAUUCUGAUGUUAAAGAUCACCCAGAGCUCUACUCUCAGAUUUACACCCCACAUCCUGUUGUUGUGCCAGGGGGGCGCUUCAGGGAGCUCUACUACUGGGACUCCUACUGGGUCAUCAACGGGCUCCUGCUGUCAGAGAUGACAGAUACAGCCCAUGGGAUGAUCCAAAACUUCCUCUACCUUGUCAACAGAUAUGGCUUUGUUCCAAAUGGUGGGCGGAUUUACUAUGAAAGGCGCAGUCAGCCUCCAUUCCUCACUCUAAUGGUGGAGAGCUACUAUCAAGCAACCAAGGAUAAAGAGUUCCUCAGAGCGGCUUUACCAGUUCUGGAGGUGGAGUACCAAUUCUGGAUGCAGAACCGUUCUGUGGAUCUAGCAUUAAAUGGGAAAGAGCAUGUACUGAACCGGUAUUAUGUAGAGGUGGGCUUGCCCAGGCCUGAAUCUUAUACGGAUGAUCUGGAAUUAGCUGAGGGACUCACUGAUGGCAAGAAAGAGCAGCUGUGGAUGGAUCUGAAUGCGGGUGCAGAGUCUGGUUGGGACUUUACUUCCCGCUGGUAUACAGCUGAUGGCGGCGACAAUAGUGGCACCCUGAGAGACACGCGCACCAGUCAGAUCCUGCCCGCUGACCUCAACGCUUUGCUGUGCCGCAACGAGAAAACUCUUGCGUCGUUUCAUCGGCUGCUCGGUGAUAGUGACUCAGCUGCAGUAUACGACCAGGCUGCAGCGCGGAGGCUGGAGGCGAUAGAGUCUGUGCUUUGGGAUGCUGAGAGGGGAGCCUGGUUUGACUACAACCUGAUGACACGCUCCAAAAACUUUGAGUUUUAUCCCUCCAACCUGGGACCAAUUUGGGCACAGUGUUAUUCUCAGCCCGAGAUGGGAGAGAAGGCGGUACAGUAUCUGAAGGGGAGUGGAGCUCUCCAGUUUCCCAAUGGAGUUCCAACAUCACUGAGAGAGUCUGGGCAGCAGUGGGACUAUCCUAAUGCGUGGCCACCUCUGCAGCACAUGCUUAUCGAUGGUUUUUCCAAGCUACCUUCAGAGGAUGCUAAAAAACUCGCAUUCGAUUUGGCCCAGCGCUGGAUCAAGACAAACUGGCUGGCAUACAUUAAGUAUGAAGCCAUGUUUGAAAAGUACGAUGUGAACGGAGAUGGAAAACCUGGUGGUGGAGGAGAAUAUGAAGUUCAGCUGGGGUUUGGUUGGACCAAUGGCGUGGCGCUGCAGCUCCUAAACCAAUAUGGGGCGACUCUCACCUCAGGAGGGAGACUGUCUGUUCUGGCCUCCUGCUGCCCCUGGUCAUCUUAGCUAGGAUCAUGCUUCAGUGAGUCAGAGGUGUCAGAAGGACCCAAGUGAAGGUUGGAUUUUUAUUAUUCCUGGUUUCACCCCUGCUACUGACAGACUUUAAACGCAAAUUGACAAUGAGACUUAAGUGCAUAUUACACGCCUUCUAGACAUUUUACAAUCCCGAUAACUUGCAAGGAACCAGCUAUGAUUUAUUGUAACUAAGGAUUACAUUGCUGAAUAUUUUAGUAUUUAACCUCAGAGCUAAGUGAUGCAUGGUGUUAUCAGAAGGCGCAGAUCAUUUCGGCAUUUCUGGCCUCUCUCCAGCGAUGCAGGCUGUUGCUCGCUGCUGCUUAGAUUACAACAUUAACUUGUCCUAGAUAUUGAACUGACAUUACAAACGGCUUUUUCACCUAAUUCAGUUAUAAAGUUUAUUGCUGUACUGUAGCUCAACUCCCACAGAGCCCCUUUAUUUGCAUGUAAACUGAAGUUGGAAUGGAAAUGAGUCCAUGUGAGAAAUAAAAUGUGGUCUGCUUGCAUUAAAUAUUUUUAAACCA